ACAGUACAACACAGAAAGCUCUUUCCACCUGUUUAGCCUCGGCAAUUCCAAAGCUUCCCAACAGUAACAAAACCCACUUCGAUUUCAUCGAAACCCUUGCAGCUCACAUAUAUAAUAACAACAUACUUCUUUAUCAUUUGUGCAUAUUAGACCCAUUACUCUCCUCUUCUCGAAGCACCCUUCGUUUCUUUCGAAAGCUCAAAUCUUGCCUUCUUCUUAGGCCAUUCUGAAAUUUUGUAAUUUUAAGGUUAUAAAAUAUGGCUGCGGCCACAACUCCUGCCACACAGAUGACAACAAUCAAUCCUUGUCUAUCUUCUUCUCGUAAAGGGUUUAUGCCAAGCGUUGCUAGUUUCAGUAAUGAGUCUAGAGAGGCAUCUUGGACUAGGCUUAGAAGCUGCUCUCAUAUCUCAUUGAGGCACCCAUUACGCCAGAGCCUUACUUCAGUGCCAGUGAAAUUUAAAAGGGUUGUUACAAAAGCAAUGUCAGGAUCAAAUGAGAACAAGCCUCUGCCAGGAUUGCCUGUUGAUUUAAGAGGUAAGAGAGCAUUUAUUGCUGGUGUAGCAGAUGACAAUGGAUAUGGUUGGGCAAUUGCAAAAUCUCUUGCUGCUGCAGGUGCUGAGAUUAUUGUUGGUACAUGGGUGCCUGCACUGAACAUAUUUGAAAGCAGUCUACGGCGCGGGAAAUUUGACGAAUCACGCGUAUUGCCAGAUGGUUCUUUAAUGGAAAUCGUCAAAGUUUAUCCAAUGGAUGCAGUAUAUGACAGUCCUGAAGAUGUUCCUGAGGAUGUGAAAUCAAACAAACGCUAUGCUGGGGCCUCAAAAUGGACAGUGCAGGAGCUUGUUGAAUCAGUGAAGCAGGAUUUUGGCAGCAUUGACAUCCUUGUGCAUUCACUUGCUAAUGGACCAGAGGUUAAAAAACCUCUUCUGGAGACAUCAAGGAAUGGGUAUCUUGCAGCCAUUUCCGCAUCAAGUUAUUCAUAUGUUUCCUUACUGAAGCAUUUUCUUCCAAUAAUAAAUCCAGGUGGUUCAUCAAUUUCUCUUACCUACAUUGCCUCUGAAAGGAUCAUUCCAGGGUAUGGUGGAGGCAUGAGUUCAGCAAAGGCGGCUCUGGAGAGCGAUACACGGGUGCUGGCUUUUGAAGCUGGAAGGAAGCAAAAAAUCAGAGUCAACACAAUAUCUGCAGGUCCAUUAGGAAGUCGUGCCGCAAAAGCAAUUGGCUUUAUUGAAAUGAUGAUUAAUUAUUCAAUGGCCAAUGCACCUCUACAGAAGGAAUUAUCUGCAGACGAAGUGGGGAACGUAGCUGCUUUCCUGGCUUCACCUUUGGCUUCAGCUAUCACUGGUUCUGUCGUGUACGUGGACAAUGGUCUGAAUGCAAUGGGAGUGGGAGUUGACAGCCCAAUGUUUGAGAACCUUGACAUUCCAAAGGAUAAAUGAUCUGUCAGGUUGAAACUACAACAUUUUUCAGUUGACUGCCAUUUUUUUUUCCUUAAAAUUUUUAAUAAAUGCUGUAACACUUUUUUUUUCUAUUUCCGCCAUUCAACUCAUAUAAUGUCUAGGGGAAUAGCUGAUUUUAAUCCCCUUUAGAUAAGAGGAUAAUCUAUAUGCCGCUUUAGUCCA
This is a messenger RNA of Ricinus communis (castor bean), 1616 nucleotides long. RefSeq names its product enoyl-[acyl-carrier-protein] reductase [NADH] 1, chloroplastic. The record is from RefSeq and is a predicted model, not a curated record. NCBI's taxonomy places the organism in Eukaryota, Viridiplantae, Streptophyta, Magnoliopsida, Malpighiales, Euphorbiaceae. The coding region runs from base 258 to 1433 and encodes 391 amino acids. Gene Ontology annotation, biological process: fatty acid biosynthetic process. The transcript is spliced from 13 exons. Gene Ontology annotation, molecular function: enoyl-[acyl-carrier-protein] reductase (NADH) activity.